Molecule: messenger RNA, 552 nt
Organism: Chrysemys picta bellii (western painted turtle)
Lineage: Eukaryota; Metazoa; Chordata; Testudines; Emydidae
Source: RefSeq, a predicted model, not a curated record
AUGGAGCCCCCCAUCAACAGCCGCACACAGGGCUUUCUGGCCCUCUUCUCAGGCGACACUGGGGAGAUCAAGGCCGAGGUGCGGGAGCAGAUCAACGCCAAGGUGGCCGAGUGGCGUGAGGAGGGAAAAGCCGAGGUCAUCCCGGGGGUGCUGUUCAUUGAUGAGGUUCACAUGCUGGACAUCGAGUGUUUCUCCUUCCUCAACCGGGCGCUAGAGAGCGACAUGGCCCCCGUGCUCAUCAUGGCCACCAACCGCGGCAUCACCAGGAUCCGCGGCACCAGCUACCAGAGCCCCCACGGGAUCCCCCUCGACCUGCUGGACCGGCUGCUGAUCAUCUCCACCGCGCCCUACAGCGACAAGGAGACCAAGCAGAUCCUCAAGAUCCGGUGCGAGGAGGAGGACGUGGAGAUGAACGAAGACGCCUACACGGUGCUGACGCGCAUCGGGCUGGAGACCUCCCUGCGCUACGCCAUGCAGCUCAUCACCGCCGCCAGCCUGGUGUGCCGCAAGAGGAAGGUGAGGCCCGGACGCCUGGGUUCGAGCCUGGCGUCG